CGAACGAAUUUCAUAAUUGUCUUAAGAUUUUUCUUGAAAUUAUACACUGAAAUUAUAAAUUUAAAAAUACAUUGGAAAUUUUCAAAUUAUAUUCUUUUGAAAUGUCUCCACGGUACUUAUAAACUCUGUUUCUCAACGAUUUUCUAGUGCGCAUACUAUACACCUUCUCUUGGCUUCAUGUGAACGCCAUUGUGAACUUUAACGACGUUACGAGUAGGCAACAGUAAUCACUCAUUUUUUGUGCCAUCGGAUUUUCCAAACAGUUUUUCUUGAUAAGGUGUGUGACACUCUGAAAUAAUGGCUACUGAACAAGAAAUGCCCACCUUCAAAUGUGUUUUAGUCGGAGAUGGAGGUACUGGAAAAACGACAUUUGUGAAACGUCAUAUGACUGGUGAAUUUGAAAAAAGAUAUGUAGCCACUUUGGGAGUUGAAGUCCAUCCUCUGGUCUUCCAUACAAACAGGGGCCCUAUUCGGUUCAAUGUAUGGGACACUGCCGGUCAGGAGAAGUUUGGUGGUCUCCGUGAUGGAUAUUACAUUCAGGGACAGUGUGCUAUUAUCAUGUUUGAUGUAACUUCCAGAGUUACAUACAAGAAUGUACCAAAUUGGCACAGAGAUCUUGUCAGAGUCUGUGAAAAUAUCCCGAUAGUACUUUGCGGGAACAAGGUUGACAUCAAAGAUAGAAAAGUAAAAGCGAAAAGUAUUGUCUUUCAUAGAAAGAAGAAUUUGCAG
Molecule: messenger RNA, 729 nt
Organism: Leptinotarsa decemlineata (Colorado potato beetle)
Lineage: Eukaryota; Metazoa; Arthropoda; Insecta; Coleoptera; Chrysomelidae
Gene: Ran
Product: RAN, member RAS oncogene family
Biological process (GO): ribosomal subunit export from nucleus; protein import into nucleus
Cellular component (GO): cytoplasm; nucleus
Molecular function (GO): GTPase activity; GTP binding
Source: RefSeq, a predicted model, not a curated record